Messenger RNA from Mesocestoides corti, 2220 nucleotides. The record is from the annotation of a GenBank genome assembly. Lineage: Eukaryota; Metazoa; Platyhelminthes; Cestoda; Cyclophyllidea; Mesocestoididae.
AUGUGUUCUCACCUCCCGAUGGAUCCCCUUGAAGAAUUCGACCAUUUGAUUAUGUAUGGUCAGUCCGAUUUUCCCGCUAUUGGCUUAAAGUUGAAUCCACCUCAGUCAGACUCUCCUAUUAUCCGCGGACCAAGAAGUGGCACCGACGCAGGCAAUCAGUUCAGGAAGUUUUGGGGAGAUAAAUCCGAAAUCAGACACGUUGAUGGAGACCUAUUUGAGUGUGUUCUUUGGAAUUCUUCUAAAAAUGUUACUUUGCAAAUUGUCAACCAUGUUCUCUCAAAAAAGUUUGUAUUUGCUGGCGGAACCUCUCGGCGUCCGUGGUAUCAAGUAACAUCGACUCGCCUCAACGCUCUCCUCUCUCCAUUGCUGCCGCCUCAGACCUUUAUUCAGUUUCCUCCUAGGGCUAGCACCCUUCAUCUUAUUCGUUCGGUAGACCAGCUCAAUUCUCUUCUGUUCGAUCUCAAUAAACACCUUCCAUUAAACAUCAUGGGUGUUCAGCCUAUCUCCGCCGAAUUCCGUGGCACAUCCGUAUUUGCUCCAAUUCUAACCAUUGAUGGACCACCGAAAAGAAGAGCAAACUCUCUCAAGCACAAGUCCUGGCGUGAUGUUCAUGAAAUUCUGCGCCCCUUAUACGUAAUACUAAAUCUCGAAACCUCGGGAAAAUGGCCACGUGACAACUAUCAGGCAUUCCUCCAUAUGAAGCGCCUUUUUCUUCUUCGGAUUCACGAGUUGCUGAUUCACAAAGGUGUCCCCUCUAGAGUGAUCGCUUCAGGCAUGUUGGAUAUAUUUGUGAACGGCAUCGUGAUUCGUACCAGUUUUUGCCAACCGCUAGAACAAACUCUCCUUAGUCGGUCUCUUGCCGUGAACCACCAGAAAUUCACAAAAGCAACUUCCGAGUCUAAUCAACCUUUUUUUCCCGUUGCAUCCGAUGAUUUACACGAGUGGCUCCUAUUUAACGACCGACUUCCUGCCGUGACUAGUCAACUGGUUGGCAUUUCAAGAAGUUACCUAAAUAGUUUUCCUGAGGCUUGUCGUCUAGCAAAACGAUGGCUUUCUGCUCAUGGUUUCCCUGUUAUUCAGUGUCCCGAUCCUUGUACAGAGCCUGGUGGUCUCACUUCCCAUUCAUUUGAUCAAGGUGACGCAGAUUUGGGCGUGGCCGAGUGCCGUCUUUCGGAAAUAGCUGUGGAGUUGAUUAUUGUCCAUGUGGGCAGUUUUACGCCACCUGUCCGGACAUCCUCAUAUACGGCUGGAUUGUUUGGUACCAACAGCGAAAAUUUUGCUUCUUCUUCUCCGCUGGCUACAUUUUUGCGCUUUCUCCGGUUCUUGUACUCGUUUGAUUGGGCCCGACAGCCUCUUCUAAUUGAUUUGAACGAGGGCUUUUCUGAGGGGGAAGGUCGGGAGAAAGCGGAUAUCGCAGUAACUACCUUCAAAGUAACUCCUCGUGAGGAUUUGCCUGCUAUGGUACUUGUCACUCCUCUUGACCUCUCAGGAACCGACUGGACCUCUCGUGGCCCUACUGUUAGCGGUCUUAAAAGACUUCAGACGUUGGCAAAACACUCGUAUGACCUCCUCCGCGCUAUGCUCGUGGCAGGUGCCAGACUGUCCGAUCUAAAAGCUGUUUUCCGACCUGAUCUAUCCAAAAUGGAUGUUCUGAUCACGCUUAAACCCGCUGUCUACAAAACACGUUUGCUAGAAGCCGUUGAUAUCGAUUUGCCGAGUUGGACGCAUAAAAGAUCAAGUGACAGAUCAAAUGGUGCUCAGCCCUCUGCCUCAAUCAAAGAGCCCAGCCCCGUCACCCUCGAGUUGCCGAAUCCUGGUGCAAGAUUUUGGCCUAAGGGAUACCUCUGUGAUCCUGUAACAUGGUCUCUGCGCCAAAUUCACCGUCUUAGCGCCUUUGCCUGUCACCGUGAGUUGCCCAGUGGUGAGUUAGGUCUCACCGUAAACGUCAAAGCGGCGCUGGAGGGCCUUCGUCUAUGGUUGGCAAACUUCAUAGAUUCAGUCAGAAUUCGAGACCACUCGUUAUUUGAGUUGCCGGGCAAGGAGAUUCAAACCUUCAUCUCCAACGUCGUGUCUCUCGGUGGAAACUCGGAAGAACCUGUUAGUGCUGACGAAAGUGAUGCCUCCUCAGACGAGCCCAUUGCCAAAGUUCCUGAAAAGCGAAAGGCGAAGCCGACGGGGAAGGUUUGGAAGCGAACUAAAAAAGCAAAAAUAUCUGCAUAG